AUCUUAGCGGACGACAUGGGUCUGGGUAAAACCAUUCAGGUCAUCUCAUUCCUCUCUGGUAUGUACGACAACGAGCUGAUCAAUCACACACUGCUGGUCAUGCCGACGUCACUCAUCACAAACUGGACCAAGGAGUUUGCCAAGUGGACUCCCGGCAUGAGGGUGAAGGAGUUUCAUGGAACCAACAAACGAGAGAGGACCAGGAACUUGGAGAAAGUCCAGAGGAGGGGUGGCGUCAUCAUCACCACGUACACUAUGCUCAUGAACAACUGGCAGCAGCUGUCCUCAUACAACGGCAAAGAGUUCACGUGGGACUACAUGAUCCUGGACGAGGCACACAAAAUAAAAACAACGGCCACCAAAACGGCCAAAAGUGCCUGCGCCGUACCGUCGAAGAACCGAGUUCUCCUCACAGGAACUCCGGUCCAGAACAACCUGAGAGAAAUGUGGGCGCUCUUCGACUUCGCUUGUCAAGGAACGCUUCUCGGCACGGCGAAAACGUUCAAAGCAGAGUAUGAAAAUCCAAUCACCCGGGCCAGAGAGAAGGACGCCACUCCGGGAGAAAAGGCUCUCGGGUUCCGGAUGUCUGAGAACCUCAUGGUCAUAAUAAAACCCUACUUCCUCCGCAGGACGAAAUCAGAAGUGCAGAAGAAUAAAAUGAACGGCGCACAUCCUCACACAGAGGAGCAGGCAGACGGCAGCGACGGCCAAGUCCCACAAGAACACAAAGACUCUGGGGCAGUGAUGCCCACGCUGACGAGGAAGAACGACCUGAUUGUGUGGACGUACCUGAGCGCCGCUCAGGAGGACAUCUAUCGACAGUUCAUCACACUGGACCACAUCAAGGAGCUGCUCCUGACCACCAGGUCGCCUCUCGCCGAAUUAAACAUUUUGAAAAAGCUGUGCGACCACCCGAGACUGCUCUCAGCCGGAGCCAUCGCCAAGCUGGGUUUGGAGGAGAGCGCAGCUGAACACCAGCAGGAGGACGACGUGGAGACAGACUCUCACAGCAUCGCCAACGUCCCCGACAGCACGUUAAUAUCCGAGUCCGGGAAACUCGUUUUUCUGUUUGCGCUUCUCGAGCAGCUCCAACAGGAAGGCCACCGCACGCUCGUCUUCGCUCAUUACAGGAAGGUGCUUGACAUCAUCGAACGCAUCCUGGGCAACAGAGGCUUCAAAGUGCUGAGGCUGGACGGCACAAUAAAGCAGAUGGCCGAGAGACAGAGGCGCAUCACUCUGUUUCAGACGGACAAGCGCUACACCGUCCUCCUCCUGACCACCCAGGUCGGCGGGGUCGGCAUCACCUUGACGGCAGCGAGCAGAGUCGUGAUCUACGAUCCCAGCUGGAACCCGGCGACGGACGCCCAGGCCGUGGACAGGGCGUACCGCAUCGGGCAGACGGAGAACGUGGUCAUCUACAGGCUGAUCACCUGCGGCACGGUGGAGGAGAAGAUUUACCGACGGCAGGUUUUCAAAGACUCCCUCAUCAGACAGAACACCGGAGACAAGAAGGACCCGUUCAGAUACUUCAGCAAACAGGAGCUGAAGGAGCUCUUCACCCUGGAGGACACCCAGUCCUCGGCCACACAGCUGCAGCUUCAGGCCCUGCACUCCAGACACCGGCAGACAGACCCUGAGCUGGACGAGCACAUCGCCCAACUCCACGCCAUGGAGAUGUUCGGUAUCUCCGACCACGACCUCAUGUUCUCCCUCGACGUCCAACACGACGGGGCGCUGGAGGACCAGCAGGAGCAACAUUACAUCGAAGGGCGGGUCCACAAGGCUCAAGAGCUGAUGAAGGCGGAGUCGGAGUUGCAGAUGCAGCUGGUGGAGAGCAUGGCUUCCAGCACAGAGCCGGCGUGGCUCAGACAGCCGGCGGACAGCAACAACAGAGAGCGGCCCCGCGAGAAAGAACCAAGAAAUCCAAGACCGAGUCCGUCAUAUCCUCAACAUGACGGAGACCUAAACCGCUCACUGGUUGUGGUAGAGCUGGACCGCUCGGGUUCUGGCAGCGAGGAUGUCCAGCAGAAUCUGAGCAACCAAGUUAUAAAUCUGACUUCAGACGAGAGCGUGACGGAAGAACCUACUGCUGAAGUCUCAGAGCAGAACCUGGAUUCACCGAGACACCGGUCUGUCCCGCAGGACGGGAGCUGCCUGGAAGCAGCAGACGCCUCCUCUCAGGAGGUGAUGGAGAAGUCUCUGGAGAUGGUGGAGGCUGCAGGUGAUGUGGCAGAUGCCUCCAUGCAAGAACUAAUGGACCAAUCAGCGAUGUCGGAGGCUGCGGUCGCUCCAGCAGGUGAACGCAGCCUGUCGUAUGUCACAGCGUGUGGUGAGAACCAACAAAACGGAACCUCACACUCAAAAUGCGAGGACUCUGAGAUGGAGCUGGGUCACGCUUACGUCACGCCACUGCAGAACAAAAGACUGUCUGUCUUACAAGCUUCAAGCUCAAGCUUCAGAGCAGAAACGUCGUCCAGAGUCAGCACCGGCCUCGAGUCCUUUGAAGGCAACUUCAACUUACAGCUGGAGGACAGCGACGCCCUCUCAGACAACGACGCUCAGGAUCCUGUGGAGACGGAGGCGGAGGAGAGGAAGCUGUUGGCAGAGCUGCAGGUGGAGGGGAGUUUUGACGUCGAUAGAUCUCUGUGUGAGAGGAAACACAAAGACGCACAGAGCCUCAACAACGGCCACGCCUCCCAAAUGGAAGAGUCUGUGAACGACUCCGUCGUAGCUCCCAGGAAGAAAAGAGCAGCAGUGAUCUACGAUAGUGAUGAUGAUGAUGAUGAUGAUGAUGAUGAUGAUGAUGAUGAUGAUGAUGAUGGGAGGCAACUUGAAAACUCCUUCCAGGUGCUCGGAGCCUCCACUCCUCGAUCAGCGCCCUCUGGCUCCACCCCUCUCCGGUCCAGAAAGAGUGUCGGGGGAAACACCUCCGUGGCCUCCCGCCUCUCCCUCCUCCUGUCAAUCAUCGAGGACGUAGAGAACCACAAACAGGACUUGGUGGAUGAGGAGGAGGAGGAGGAGGAGGAGGAGGAGGAUGAUGAUGAUGAUGAGGCUGAGGCCGAAGAGUCAGACAUCAUUGAUCCAUCUCAUGGCAAGGAGGAGUAUGAACUUCAGCUGGAGGAGACCGCCGGAGAGACUCUGAACUCGGAGGAGGAGGAGGAGGAGGACGACUCUGAGUCAGCAGAUGUCAUCAGUAAAUCAGGAGAGGAAAUGAGCAGCGACCUCAACCAAUCAACCGGCGAGCUGGAGCUGGCCUCCACCGAGAGAAUGGAGCAGUGCACCGUCGAGACGAACGUGGUCGAGUCCGAGGACAAGAGCUACGACUCCCUGGUCAGCAGCGGGAAGGCGUGCUACAACAACGGGCAGCUGGACGACGCCCUGGGCUUCCUUCUAAAGGCGAUCAACAUCAAACCCGGAGAUUCCGAUAUUCAGCUCAUGAUCAUCCAGCUGUUCCAGCAGCUGGGUCAGAGACGGUAGAACCGUCCUGCGGAAGGAAGAACCUCCAACCUCGAGAACCUGAAAACAGCUUCUGCCCGAAGACGGUUAGAACAGAGUCACAUCCCUUGUUUAAACCCAAACCAGCAGCGUGUUCGUUUCUCUGAACACUUAUCACACGUUGAUGUUUCCCACCAUCACCAUUUUAACUGAUGCAGUAAAUCAGGGACAUUCUGUUUUUUCAAAAUCUUUUGUACCUUGCACUUGUUGUUUAUAUUGACACCAAGUUUCCCAAGUAAAAUACCUGUUUGUAUCUGCAUUGGUAUUUGUUAGUUUCCUUUGGUUGGGACCCACAGGAAGUUGCUUAAUGUGCACAAACGGUUGACAGAAAUUUCUAAAUAAUUAUAUUUAUUAGUGCAAGUGACAGUUUUCAUCAUUUGUUUUCAUC
This is a messenger RNA of Seriola dumerili (greater amberjack), 3883 nucleotides long. RefSeq names its product ERCC excision repair 6 like, spindle assembly checkpoint helicase (gene ercc6l). Bases 16 to 3477 code for a protein of 1153 amino acids. Lineage: Eukaryota; Metazoa; Chordata; Actinopteri; Carangiformes; Carangidae. The transcript is spliced from 2 exons. Gene Ontology annotation, molecular function: protein binding; DNA translocase activity; ATP binding. The record is from RefSeq and is a predicted model, not a curated record.